This is a messenger RNA of Bombina bombina (fire-bellied toad), 6333 nucleotides long. It is a transcript of the gene SLC25A1, whose product is annotated as solute carrier family 25 member 1. The record is from RefSeq and is a predicted model, not a curated record. The coding region runs from base 117 to 1097 and encodes 326 amino acids. The transcript is spliced from 9 exons. Lineage: Eukaryota; Metazoa; Chordata; Amphibia; Anura; Bombinatoridae. Gene Ontology annotation, biological process: mitochondrial citrate transmembrane transport.
AGACUGGUCACGCCUCUCUCUCCCGACAGCGGCUGCCCACCGGAACCAACGGAGCCAGCGGUACAGCUCCGCAGCCCUCCUCUGUCCGUAGCCAUUGUAUAUCAUUUGUUCCAGCCAUGCCGUCAAUGCCCAGAUCCUCGCUUUUUGUCCCUCCGGUGUCUCCUGCCUAUAUGCCGUCUGGAGUCCGCUCUCUGGCAGCUGCUGCACCCGCAGGUAGCGCUAAACUUACUCACCCGGGGAAAGCUAUUCUGGCAGGAGGCAUUGCUGGUGGGAUAGAAAUUUGCAUCACAUUUCCUACAGAAUAUGUCAAGACGCAGCUGCAGUUGGAUGAGAAAGCAAAUCCUCCAAGAUACCGGGGCAUAUAUGACUGUGUAAAACAAACAGUGCAAGGCCAUGGGGUGAAAGGACUGUAUCGGGGGCUCAGUUCUCUUCUGUAUGGAUCAAUCCCAAAGGCAGCAGUACGUUUUGGGAUGUUUGAAUUUCUCAGCAAUCACAUGCGAGAUGCUGAUGGGAAGCUGGACAGUAAACACAGUUUACUUUGUGGUCUUGGGGCUGGUGUGGCUGAGGCUAUUGUUGUAGUUUGUCCCAUGGAGACUAUUAAGGUGAAGUUCAUUCAUGAUCAGUGCUCACCAAACCCAAAGUACAGAGGAUUUUUCCAUGGAGUGAGGGAGAUAAUCAGGGCUCAAGGUAUAAUGGGGACAUAUCAGGGACUGACAGCUACAAUACUAAAGCAAGGAUCCAACCAAGCUAUUCGCUUCUUUGUCAUGACGUCCCUCAGAAAUUGGUAUAGAGGGGACAACCCUAACAAGGCAAUGAAUCCGCUGGUGACUGGUGCGUUUGGAGCCAUUGCUGGUGCUGCUAGUGUAUUUGGGAACACUCCACUAGAUGUUGUGAAGACUAGGUUGCAGGGUCUAGAAGCUCAUAAAUACAAGAACACCUUGGAUUGUGCCUAUAAGAUCCUUAAGUAUGAAGGACCCCGGGCAUUCUACAAGGGGACAAUCCCUCGACUGGGGCGUGUGUGCCUGGAUGUGGCCAUCGUGUUUAUCAUUUAUGAUGAGGUGGUGAAAGUUCUUAACAAGGUGUGGAAGACAGACUGAUACCAGAGGGCAUACAGUCAUGCUUGACUUUUAUGUGCCAAAAGUUUUUGUCAAGCAGUGCUCAAUCCCUUGGUACCAAAACAUUCCUGUCCCUUCCAUCCAAAGAUACUGAUCCAUUUCCUUUCUUUUUACUCCUGCAUUCUCAGUGGUAGUUUGUCCUAUUACCCAUGUGCUGCCUGAAGUGCAUUUAAAGCAACAGUGCACUGCAUGCAGUGUGUUGCUCAUAGCCCAAACUGCAGUGGAUGGGUUUACGGGCCUUGGGGUGUUUUAGCACUCCCCAUCUUUUACUUUUUGUGUGUUGUGGUCUUAUGUGUAUUUUAAAUAAAUAUAUAAUAUAAUCACACACACUGAAACAAAAAUACUCCUUCAGGAUUAUCACCAUCUUUUAACAAUCCCUUAAAAAGAAAAAUGUCAACAUAGCUCUCCUGCUUCUUGCAACACUACUUGAUGUUUAGUUGAAGGUGGUUUUUAAUUUGAAUGUGCUUGAAUGUUUCUGAUUUUUUUUUUAAAAAAGCAUGACAACUAAUUUUAUUUUAACUUUUAGUAGUUUUUUUUAGUUAGAUAUUAAGUUUAUUUCAGAGAAUUUUUGCAUCUGAAUUAGAGAAAGACAGGGAUAAUUCAUAAUGUCCGUGGCCCCUUUUAAUGAGUCAGGAUAGAGGAAUUGUGUCUGCCCUCUAUUCUUUCCAUGGUGGUUCUUUUUUUUUCCCUUUUGAACCAUUUUAUUUGUUAAUAAAUAGUGGGAAACCAUAUCUGUGCCAACUCUACGGUGCUCCAUAUAUUGCCAGAGAGAUUGCAUUUUGCAUUUAUAGAGCAUGGGCCUUCCUAGUGUCAGUACAUUGUCACUCUGAAAGAUGAAAUUGCUACACAUCACCAUGCUUGUUUAUCACAGAAAGUUCUUUACAGUGGACCAGGCUGGGCUUAUUUACUAAAAUAUAUUUUUGUAUAUUGCAACAAUAUCAUAAAUGUGAUCUUUUUGUGGAUGUGCCAUUAAUCCAACACCAAAAUGCAGUUCAGCUAUAAAAAUGUCCGUCGUAUGUAAAUUCAAACAAGGUGCAAAUUAAUGCCUCGAUGAGUGAUUUCUAACUUUCCAGAUUAAAUACAUUACAAAUAAAUUAUUUUUUAAAAUGUUGCAUCCUGUGUGUACAAAGAAGAAAACUAUUUAAAAGGAGCUAAGCAAGAAUUUGUAUGAGUAUGAGCCAGACAAGGGUGUUUGUAUUGUAGAAAAAUCCAGAAAGUUGCAAGUUAUAAUUCCAUAGAUUUGUCAAGCCUUGUUUUAGGAAGAAAGGAUUCCUAAGGUUUAUGCCAUUUGCAUGAUUUGGGUCACUUUUAAAAACAAACUAAGAACAUUGUAUCUAAAUAGAGCAAAGAAAUGGAAGCCAAAAUGUUGGCAUCUAUUGAUAAUUUUCAUUUGAAAUAUGGUACAUUCAUAUAUCCAUUAUACAUCUGUCCAGUAAAAUACCUCACAGCCUUUCAGUGCAAAAAGGCAGAGUAGACCAUAUGAUAGCAAAAGUAAGUCCCUGGUCUUUGGUGCUAGGAGCAUCUGCCUCCUUAUUUAUAGGUAUUCUUACGUCUUGUUCAAUCUACCUAUAAUAUUACUUGAAUGAUACAGUAUAGUUUUAGCUUUUGUGAGCUUUUAUAUACGUCCAUAAUGUUUACAGAUUUGCCAAAGAAUUUAUCCAGAAAUAUGACAAAUGUAUUUUAUUUUUAAAGCCUUUUUUUAAAUCUAUUAUAUAUGUGCAUAUGCAAGCUUGGAAAUAAUAGUAACUGUGGUUUUGUUGCUCAUCUCUCGUUAACUACCAAGGUUUUUUCAGAGAUUCACAGCAUGACUCAUGCCCCAUUAUCUGCAUUCACUUUAUUUUUUUGUCAUUUGUUUAAUCUAUACGAGAUGUGCUUUUAUGAUUUAAAGAAUAGAUUAAGUUGUUGCUUUUAUAUAUUACCUACCUCAACAGCAGAGUGACCUGUGUGUUAUUGUGCUGACUGUAAGUCCCACAACACACUUCCUAAUCAACAUGCACUGUAAACAUAUUCCUGACAAACACAACCUUACAUAAGGCAAUGGAACUUUAUGCAUUAUUUUAUUGACUGAGUAAGACGACACAAGCUUUUGUGGAAACACAAACUAUAAACAUGAAAUUAAUAAAAAUUAUAAAUGAGACGAGAAGUAAAGGUAUAAACAUGAUAGCCAUAAAGUAAGCUUAAAGGGACAUGAAACCCAAAAUUUUUCUGUCAUGAUUCAGAUAAAGAAUAUAAUUUUAAACAACUUUCUAAUUUACUUCUAUUAUCAAAUCUGUUUCAUUCUCUUGGUAUCAUUUGUUGAAGGUGCAGCAAUGCACUAAUGGUUUCUAACUGAACUCAUGGUUGAGCCAAUCACAUUCAAUAUAUAUAUGCAGCCACCAAUCAACAGCUAGGACCUAAGUUCUCUACUGCUCAUGAACUUGCCUAGAUAAACCUUUCAGCAAAUGAUAACAAGAGAAGGAAGCAAAUUAAAUAAUAAAAGUAAAUUGAAAAGUUGUUUAAAAUUGUAUUCUCUAUCUGGAUCAUGAAAAAAAUAUUUUGGGUUUCAUGUCCCUUUAAUGUAUAUAUUAAAUUGACUUACUAAAAACUACCAGUCCAUUUAUUUACCAUGAAAUGUGCUUCACAAAUGGCAAUGUUCUGACAAAUUUUAAAGGGGCAAAAAGUCUUUGUUGCAUCUAAAAGAGAGCAUUUUAAAAAAUAACAUGACAAUGGCUUUUGUAAAAGGGAUGUUCCUAAGCUGAUACAGUGUUGCUUUUAUGCUUGUGAUGCUUGUCUCCAUCCACCAAUAAAGCAGCAGGACUUCUGCUCAUCAGCCAUUGAGGAAUCAGACCCCAAGUCCAAAUUCAUGCUUAAAUAGUGCUCUUUGAUAUGCAUGGAAGUAAGUAUAUGUCCCUUCAAAAUUAUGGAAUGUAGUAAGCUUAAAGGGACAUUAAACCCACACUUUUUAUUUAAUGAUUUAGACAAAGAAUACAAUUUUAAACAACAUUCUUAUUUAUUUCUAUUAUCUAAUUUGAUUAAUUCUUUAGAUAUCCUUUGUUAAAGAAAUAGCAAUGCACAUGGGUGAGCCAAUCACAUGAAGCAUCUAUGUGCAGCCACCAAUCAAGAGCUACUGAGCCUAUCUGGAUAUGCUCUUCUGGAAAGAAAAGCAAGAGAAUUAAGCAAAUUAGAUAACAGAAGUAAAUUAGAAAGUUGUUUAAAAUAGUAUUCCCUAUUUGAAUCAUGAAAGUAAAAAUUUGGGUUUAAUGUCCCUUUAAAAUGGUCUCUAUUGAAUAUAAAUCCAUAUUCAGGGUUGUUUUUAAUGGGGCUUAGGUGUGUGAUACUGUGAGUAUUGUGUUAUAAUGUGCAAAGUUUUAUCAGAACUUUAAAUUGUCAUAAGUAUGCUGCCCUAUAGGUACGUGUGUGUGUGUGAUACGGAUGCAAAUAUGUCUGAUGUCAGGGAGAAUAGGUAUUAGUAGGAUUUCUCACUUAUCUCAAGCCCCAGAAUAAUAAUAUCCUAACAGUGCCCCUGUUUCUCAUAAUUUCAGCACUUUUAGUAUUCAGUCAGCCCUGUUUUGGGUACUGUCCACCUUAGCUAUGAUCCUUUUUCUAUUAAUUAUUUGUAUAGCACCACAACCACUGCAAAGCAUUGUCAGGCAGAUUCACUUAAAAAGCACGGAAGCACCAUUCAAGAUAAUAUGGAAUGAGGGGUUUAGUUAAUACACGUUAGCCAUUAUUCAGUUGCCAAAUUAGUAGAUAAUUGAUGUCAGUUCUAAUUCCUGUGGAAGGGAAGGUGGGUAUUACUCACAUGAACCCGUAAUGUGCAUGUUUGGUAGAGGUUUAUUAUUUUACAGUAUGGAAUAGCAUUUGUAAGCAUAAUAUGUAAAGCUAUGUAUAAUUGCCUGGUAUUUCGGCGCUGGACUGACCAUAAUAAGCGGGAUCAGACUGAUAUACUACAGGAAAGUUCUACUCUGUGAAAAGCAGUACUGAGCUAAAAGAAGCUGCACCCAGGUGGUAAAUCGCCAUAGAACAGGCUAACAAUGGUAUUGAGCUGGUUGUUUGUUCCUGUGAGUGCAUUUCUCUCUCUAUGUGUGUGUGUAUAUAUAUAUAUAUAUAUAUAUAUAUAUAUAUAUAUAUAUAUAUAUAUAUAUAUAUAUAUAUAUAUAUAUAUAUAUAUAAAAUUGCAAGCCCCAUCUACAUGAAUAAAAAAAAAACCUAUGCAGUUAGCAAAAGUAGAUUUUCCCAGUCAGUACUUUAACGAAACUGUGAAAUGGGCAAUAUAUUUUAUUAUUCUAUUUUAAUGAAACCAGUAAAAACUGAAUGAGGCUCUUUUUAGUGUUUACAACAUCGCUGUUCUUCUUAAUGGGACAUAAAAGUUACUGCAGCAAAGGAGGGUUUUUAAAUGUUUUACUUACCUGUCUCCAGACAGUUCAGAACCUAUAGGACCAUAACUCAAAUUUUGUGGGCAGUGAUUUGCCUUCAAUGUUAUAUUCCUUUGUUUUUCUUGGUGCUUUUUAGCAGUUUCUUCAUAUAGACUUGUCUUAGUUGUUUAGAUUUUUAAUCCUCUUUAAUAGUGUAGGUAAUAUACAGUGUUUUGUAGCCCAUACUGUGAUUUAAACCUUAGUAUGAAAGUUCAGCAGAUUGUAUUAGUUUCUACUCUUUUCUUUUUUUCUGUUUGGAAAGUUCCUUUAAGAAUAAUUAGAAAUUCCUAAUCAGCUGAGAGAUUUCACUACCAUUAGAGCACUCAGUUACAUGGUCAGUGUUGGGAAAAUCUAAUUUUUUAGUUGAUACUACUGAGCAGAUAGUGUGUGUCUCACUGACAAUAUGCAUUGUGUUGUAACACUGGGUUAAAUGGUACUAUCACUCACCUCUGCAUAUAUAUAUAGAUAUGUAUGGGUAUACAGCAUUAUGUAUGGGUGAGUAAACUUAUCAACCUAAAUGUAUAUUAUAAAAAUAUUUAAUUUUGACAAAAAAAUGGAACAUCUUCUUAAAGAACUUGUCUCGUGUGUAUGUCAUCUACAUCUUGGUUUCAUAGGGCAUUCCACACAAAGUAAAGAGGUUAACAAAUAAAAAUAAAAAAAACUGACUUUGCUCAUGAUGUUGGUCAAAUGAAGCUGUUAUUAAUAGUGCAUAUUUCUUCUUAUUGAAAUAUCUUCUGCAUUUUAUGUAAUCUCUGUUUCCAGUACAGCUUAAUUCAUCUCAUUGUGUAUGUCUGUUAUUGUGUAUUAAAGUGAAAAUUUAUUUA